Rotaria socialis is the source of this 2133-nucleotide messenger RNA. The record is from the annotation of a GenBank genome assembly. Lineage: Eukaryota; Metazoa; Rotifera; Eurotatoria; Philodinida; Philodinidae.
AUGUCGGACAUUGAUACAAUUGAUUUAGAUCUUGUGAUUUCAAAAUCACAAUAUGCUCUCUAUGAAUAUCAUUUUGCACAAGCUGAUCCACAUGAUCACGGCAUAGUGAGUUCAAUUGAAGCUAAUAAUUAUUUUCAACGUUCGCAUUUAAAACCAGACCAAUUAAAAGUGAUUUGGAAUUUAGCUGAUCCGUAUGGUCGUGGUUAUUUGGAUCGACGAGGAUUUUAUAUAGGACUUAAAUUAAUUGCAUUAGCACAAAAUAAUUUAGACUUUCAUGAUUACUCAUAUAUAGCAAAAGAUAUUGUACCGCCCAAUUUAGGAGGUGACAUACCACAAUCGAUUACUUUGUCUGUCGCUGAUGUUUGGACAAUAGGACCUGCAGCACGUUGUACUUUUGAUCGUGCUUUUGAAAAAUUAAGUGGUCCCAUGAGUAAAAUUCCUGGUUCAUCAGUUAAACCAAUAUUUCUUAAAUCAGGUUUAUCAGCUGAUCAAUUACAUAAAAUAUGGGAACUAAGUGAUAUUGAUGAAGAUGGUGCACUUGAUAGAAAUGAAUUUUCUGUUGCAAUGUUUCUUAUUCAUGGUUUGAAAGCUUCGACACUACGAGAAUUACCUGAACGUUUACCACAAAGUUUAAUGCCAAUACGAAUGCGUCGUGCAUCAGCAGUUGACGUUGGUGUUGCACUACCAAAUAUGAUGGCAAUUGGAAACAUAUUACCAACGCCAGUUCCAUUGCAGGUUUCGCCAUCAAAACGAACUGAUGAAAAUUGGAUUGUUAGUGCAGAAGAAAAGCAAAAAUUUGAUACUUUAUUUCAACAAAUAGAUCUUGAUAAAGAUGGUUUUAUUACAGGUGGAGAUGUUUUUCAGACAUUUCUUGCAAGUGGUUUACCAAAUUUUGUUCUAUCACAUAUAUGGAAUUUAUGUGACAUUGGUCAAACUGGAAAGCUGAAUGCAGAACAAUUUGCAUUAGCAUCAUAUUUUAUUAGUCUUAAAUUAAAAGCUCCAAAUUAUCAACUUCCAAUGGAACUCUCACACGAAAUGAUUCCACCAUCGCUUCGACCAAAAACAUUUUCAGUCAAUGAAAGUGAUAAUGCUGAAUUACAACAAUUAUUAAACGAAGUAAAUACAUUAACAAGCGAAAAAAGCUUAUGCGAAAUUCAAUUUAAUGAAAAACAACAAGCAGUUAAAGAUAAACGUGCCGAAUUAUCAUCACUUGAACUUCGUUCUGGUACAGUCAAUGCAACAUUAGUUGAACGUCAACAACGUAUGUCGGAAAAACAGAACGAAUUUAAUGAUAUACAAAAUCGAAAAGAUAAAGCUGUUAAAGAGAUCAAUGAUAUUGAACAACAAAUAAAAGAAGAAAAUCAUUUAAUAACUGUAGCGCGUGAAAAAAUCAAUGAAUUAUCUGUUCACACAGAUGCCCAACAAGAAGUACGCCAAACAUUAAAUAAAAUAAAAGAAGAAAAGAAUACUAUUGAAAGUCGUCUAAUGAAUAAACAACAACAAUUAGGACAGAUUAAACUCGAUCUUGAACGUUCUCAACAUAUUGUUCAAAGUCAACGAGCUUUAAUUGAAGAAUAUAUGAAAAGUGACCAAAAAGAUUCACCAACAGCUAUUACAGAAUUAAUUAAUAAAUUUAAACAGCUCGGUGAAACUCCUGCUAAAUCAGCACCUUCUACAAUUAGCAAAAUAGCUUUUCCUCAACAACAGCAACUACCACCACCAUCUAUGCCAAUACCAUCGGCCAGUACCUUCUCGGAUCCAUUUGGUUUACCAGCAAACACAAGUAAUACAUUUAAUGCAUUUGGUCGUACUGAUGAUCCAUUCGGUAGUAGUCGAGCUGAUGAUCCAUUCGUUUCAGCAACAUCAUCAUCAGUAAUCGCAAAUCAAAAAUUAGACGAUUCAGAUCCAUUUCGUCCUGUUGAUUUCAAUGCAGCACAUGAUCUUAUUAAAAAAUCAAUGGCUACUCGUUCGAAAACACCCGGCGCAAAUAUGUUCGGUGGUCAUGAUUUUAGUCAACCUUCUGCACCAUCGACUAAUCGACCACAAUCAGCUACACCGUGGGAGCCAACGCGUCAAGCACCUCCCCAACCCGGCACACAAGCAUUUAACGAUCUCUUUGACAUUUUUGGUUAA